Molecule: messenger RNA, 751 nt
Organism: Nanorana parkeri
Lineage: Eukaryota; Metazoa; Chordata; Amphibia; Anura; Dicroglossidae
Gene: FTH1
Product: ferritin heavy chain 1
Exons: 4
Coding region: 110-643 (177 amino acids)
Biological process (GO): iron ion transport; intracellular iron ion homeostasis
Cellular component (GO): cytoplasm
Molecular function (GO): ferrous iron binding; ferric iron binding
Source: RefSeq, a predicted model, not a curated record
AGUAUAAGAGACAGGUAGACGGGUGCUGCAUUAGAUUGCUCGUUCGCGAAAUAGACGUUACUGGGUUGGCGCUUCAACAGUGAUUGGACGGAACCCACCAUUCGACACCAUGAGCUCCCAAGUUCGCCAGAAUUUCCACCAGGACUGCGAGGCUGCCCUCAACCGCCAGGUCAACCUAGAGCUCUAUGCCUCCUACGUGUACCUAUCUAUGUCCUAUUACUUUGAUCGUGACGAUGUGGCACUGAAGAACUUCGCAAAAUAUUUUCUUCACCAAUCUCAUGAAGAACGUGAGCAUGCAGAGAAAAUUAUGAAGCUGCAGAACCAACGUGGAGGGAGGAUUUUUUUGCAGGAUGUGAAGAAGCCAGAUCGUGAUGAGUGGGGCAGUGGUUUGGAGGCUCUUGAAUGUGCUCUGCAGCUGGAGAAAAAUGUCAACCAGUCCCUGCUGGAUCUGCACAAAUUGUCUACAGAUCGCAACGAUCCCCAUCUUUGUGACUUCAUUGAAACUCAUUACUUGGAUGAGCAAGUAAAAUCAAUAAAGGAGCUGGGUGAUCAUGUGACCAACCUGCGCAAGAUGGGAGCCCCACAAAAUGGCAUGGCUGAAUACCUCUUUGACAAACACACACUCGGAGAGUCCCACGACUGAGAUCCUCUAUCCUGCUUCCUGCCCUCUACUUUUAUCUGGUCUGUUUAUUUGUGAAACCUAGCUCUGUUUUCUCCUAUAUUUUGACACUAAUAAAAUUCUACAAGGAGU